GUGUUCAGGCACCUCUGAGGGCAGCUAAGUUUCCGGAAGAGCAACUGGUGCGAGUUUAAUGGACAAGGAAGAGAUAUUUGUUUAGGUUUAGUCAGGAAAACAGACAUUCUUUUGUUCCUUCAAACUAUCUGGCUCUUUUUUAAAAUCGUUAGCAUGCCUCUAUUUGCCCAAAAUCCGUUUGACCAAGAUGUCGAAAAAGCAACCAAUGAAAACAACACAACAGAUGACUGGGGGCUCAUUAUGGACAUCUGUGAUAAGAUUGGAACGACGCCCAAUGGACCAAAGGACGGCUUGAGAUCAAUUAUGAAGAGGGUGAACCACAAAGUGCCUCAUGUUGCCAUGCAGGCCCUCAAUCUGCUGGGUGCUUGUGUGUCAAACUGUGGCAAAAUAUUCCACCUCGAAAUCUGCUCCAGAGAGUUUGCCGGUGAAGUGCGGACCGUGCUGAGCAGGGCCCACUCGAGGGUGUGUGAAAAGCUGAAAGCUCUGAUGGUGGAGUGGGCAGAAGAUUUCCAGAAAGAUCCACAACUCAGCCUGAUUGGUGCUACCAUCAAGUCUCUGAAGGAGGAGGGUAUCAGCUUCCCCGCCCCGUCCUCUCAGGGGUCCACAACAAAGGUCAGCACGCCGGCUGUGACUAAAACAUCAGAUGAUGACAACCUGGCUAAAGCCAUCGAGAUGUCCCUGCAGGAGCAGAAGCAGCAGGCAGAGACACGGCCCCUAGCUGUGACCUCUGACCCCCCGACUUAUACUAACGGAGGGGGGCAGGAGGCCCGGAAGGUGCGAUCGCUGUAUGACUUCGAGGCGGCAGAGGAUAAUGAACUGACCUUCAAAGCUGGAGAACUUAUCCUGGUGCUGGAUGACAGCGAUCCAAACUGGUGGAAAGGAGAGAACCACAGAGGAGUCGGCCUUUUCCCCUCCAACUUUGUCACAACCAAUCUGAAUGCUGAGCCCGAGCCAGUGGCUUAUAUUGAAAAGACGAGCAGUUCUGAAGAGUCGAGCCUGGAAACUAAAGUUGAGCCUGAGCCUGUUUUUAUUGACGAGGCGAAGAUGGACAGAACUUUGGCACUGCUACAGAAUGCAGAUCCUGCAGAUCCUGCUCCAGACUCCCCGGAGCUGAUCCAGCUGGAGGGUGCAUGUGGACAGAUGAACCCCAUGAUUGAUGAGAAGCUGGAGGAGAUUGACAGGGAACACUCAGAGAUGUCAGAGCUGAAUGUCAAAGUUCUGGAGGCUCUGGAGCUUUACACCAAACUCAUGAACGAGGCUCCUUUCUACUCGAACUACUCUAAGAUGCAGACACAGUACGGACCAGCCGGCUCAGCUCCAGCCAUGCAGGGCUACCAUGGCCAAGCAGGUGCCCCCUACCUUCCUCCAGGGAUGCCCCAGGUUCCUCCUGCACAGUCCUACAAUCUGCCCAGCGACCAGCCCGGACCUCUGCAGUCGCUGCCCCCCAACGUCUCCGCCCCGCCCAACACCCAUGCUGCUCAGCCUCCCUACAUGAGCACUGGCAUGAACGCUCAGUACAUGAACCCGGCACCUGGAGCUCCCUAUCCACACCAGGCGGGCGUGGCCAUGGACAUGUCGGCCUAUCACAACGCCAACAUGCCCCCUGUCUCCUACCCCGUCUCCGCUCCCCCUCACCAGGCUCCUCAACAGCAGCAGGCGGCAUAUUAUCAGCAGCCUCUGCUGUAAAACUCCCUCUGCCUGCAGACCUGAGAUGAUCACAGACAUCAGAUGUUUCAUACUUCUGUGGUGUGUUCAUUCGGCUAACCUUGCGUGAGUGUUUCUGUGUGUGUGUGUGUUGUUGUUGCUUGGGAACAUUCCUGAAGCCAUUUUUUGUGCCUGAUAAGCUGUAUUGAACACACCACAUGAAGAUGAACUGAGGUAUGUGUGUAACGCAGGACUGUAAGUUCAUCGGAGUCAGGACUCUGUCUCUGUGUGCAUGUCCUCAGCUGUAUGUGAGGCUGAACAUCAGGAUCUGCCAGGAAUGAUCUCCUGUCUGUCCUGGCUGACAGUGAACGCAGCACCGGUCUUCAAACACAUCACAGAGGAAGAGUUGGGUUUGCACCACCAAGACAGGACCACAUACCAAGCAGUCGAUGCCUGACUCUGAAGAAAUCAACAUUUUGCAAUCCCCCAGGUCAACACAAAGCUUCCCCCCCACACACCUAUUCCCUUUAAAUAAUCCAGAAACACAUCCUCCUGUGAGAUGAGAGCAGAGGCUCAGGCUGUGUUCGCAGUAAUGCAGAUAAAUGUGACAGUGAUGCGUCCUUUUCUCAGUCUUCACCUUGACUACAUCAGCCGUGUGGUGAAAUGGCAAAGCAGCUGCAGUGCUGAGGCUUUAUCUACAACACUGAGAGAGUUUUUGCAGCUCUCAUAUUCUUUUUUUUAAAUACAUGUUUUUAUUAUUUUAUUAUUUUCAGAACAAAACAACAAAAUGAAAGACUCAUUCUGUGUACAAAGCAGAUUUUCAGACAAAGAUUUGUACUGUCACCCCCACUUAAUUAAAUUAUAAUAAUAACAGACCUUUGACUCAAAAAACAUGACACAUGUAAAAAAGGAAGAUUAGCAAAGACAAAAGAAACAAACAGACAAAAAGCAGAGAGAGAAAAACAACAAGUAGUAGCACAUAAUAAGUCGUCCUCCAACUCCCAUCCAUGAAGAAUGCUGGAAAGUGAUGUUGGAUGCGUCAUCUCUGUAGUUCUAGGAACUGUUUUCAUCCACUCUGAAGGGUACUUGCCUUUCAACAGUGUAUGUUUGAAAUCUGAAGGGUUCCAGAUCUUAAGGAAUGAGCCUUCAUUGGCCCUAAGAACUGCACUUAUCCUUUCAGUCCUCAUAUUCUAAAGUUAUAUUUUUGGGGCUUUUUGCCUGUAUUCCAUAGGACAGCUGAAGAGAGACAGGAAGUAUGGGGAGAAGAGAAUGGGGGAAGACAUGCAGGAAAUGGUCGACCGGUCUGGAGUCGAACCAGCGACCCCUGCGACGAGGACUGUAGCCUCUGUAUGUGGGGCGAUUAGACCGCUAGGCCACCAGCGCCCCCAGCCCUCAUAUUCUAAUCAUUGUAAUAUCACGGGCACAAAAGCAGAGCUGCAAGUUCAAUAGAAAUGAAUAGUGUGUAAUAGCCUUUGCACAGCUGGUUAAGUCAGCUGGAGCAUGUCUUCUCUUUGAGGUGCAUGUGUGAAAACACUGCUAAACCAUACCUGCAUAUAGACAACCUGCAGCUGAUGUUAACUUUCAGAACGUACCAGAAUAAUAAAAACAAUGCAGAUCUGUUAGGAGGAGCUGCUCAAUCAGCUUGUGAAUGGCAGCCUUUGCAGACACACAGAGGAUUCUUUUGUGUUGACUUGAAUCAACCCUUAAACAGGAUCUCCAGAUGAAUCUGCAUUAAUGUGAACAUGACCUCCACGUUUUAAUUCUAACAGCCAUCUUAUUUUUAAGUUUCUAAGUGACUUCACAGGAUUGGUGAGAGGGAGCUCGUGUUUCUGCAAAAGCCGGCGCUUAUUGAAUUCGAGGGGGGGAUGGGGCUUAGGUGCUCGCUCCAGGAACAGAAGCAAACGUGCAGAUAUUGAAAAAGGCAGGAGCUCCACGUUCGUUUGUUUGUUUCUUUCUUUCUUCCUCACCAGCAUCCAUCACUGUAGCUGCUCUUUGAUCCAAACAACCGAAGUACAAACUACGUUUUCAACUAACAAAUCUGUUGACAGUAAUUUUUUGUGUGAAUGGUUCAAGACUCUCUCUUUUCCAUAAACUCACUGCCUUGUAAUGCAUUCUGUGGUUGCAUUUGAGAUAUUUAAGAGGACAUAAGUGUGUGUUUCUUUCUUUUUACGUAUGUGUGUGUGUAUAACGUACGUAUGUGUUUGAGGGCUUACAGAUAAAAGGUUUCUUCGUCAUUGCAAUUUUCUCAUCAGAUUUUAGGUCAACAGGAGAAAUAGUUGUUGUGAUCUCUCUCUGCGUGUUCACGAAUCUGACGGACAAAGUACCUUCUUGCCUCCUCUUCUUCUUCUUCCUCACGCGUGGGGAAAACUUCUGCUCAUCUGAAAAUGUUUAGAGUCUAUGCUUUAUGCAAAUGCACGAUUCUGAGAUUUCUCACGUCUAAACUUUAUUUCCAACUUGUCAAUGACAUUGCCUGUACUUUGAUUUAUAUAUAUAUUGAGACAUUAUACAUGUGUAAUUUACAUGUUUGGAGAUUGUGUAAUUAUUAUUCUUACUCUGCUUCUGCUUUUACUUUUUGAUCGUCCAGGCGAAAAUGUACAUGAAACAGAAAUGUCAGAAAUGGUUAGCUGCUGUUUGAAGAAUCUUUUGUAGAAAGAGGAGUGUGAAAUCAUGUUUUAACUUCCUGUUGGUUUGUCUUCACUUUUUGGGAUGAUAAUUACUGAGCAGCUCAGAGAUUAGAACCCGUAGUCCUGUCGCUCUGUAGUCCUAAUUUUUAGUCUGAACUGUCUAUAUUUCCUUUCACGCCUCAGACUAAGGGCAUUGUAUAUUAGAUGUAAGAUACCUGGUUUUGUCAGUGACAUUGCACCUUAGCUUUGUAAACAUUUAUUUACCACUGGAUGCCUUGUUUCUCUGUACAAGCAAAGAAUGACACAGACGCGACUUCUAGCGAGUAACAGUCUCUGAAUCAGCUGGUUAUGUAAAAUUCUGUAUAUUUAAAAUACUCCAGGAGAAGUUCCUUUAUCCAGGAUUUUAAAAAGUGCUUUUGUAACAGAGCAAACUUAUAAUAUUCUUUGAAAUAAAAAAAUGUACCUGUGUUGAUGAGA
Notolabrus celidotus (New Zealand spotty) is the source of this 4745-nucleotide messenger RNA. RefSeq names its product signal transducing adaptor molecule (SH3 domain and ITAM motif) 2 (gene stam2). Gene Ontology annotation, molecular function: ubiquitin binding; phosphatidylinositol binding. Gene Ontology annotation, biological process: signal transduction. The transcript has 14 exons. Gene Ontology annotation, cellular component: endocytic vesicle. Lineage: Eukaryota; Metazoa; Chordata; Actinopteri; Labriformes; Labridae. The record is from RefSeq and is a predicted model, not a curated record. Bases 154 to 1686 code for a protein of 510 amino acids.